Molecule: messenger RNA, 672 nt
Organism: Huiozyma naganishii CBS 8797
Lineage: Eukaryota; Fungi; Ascomycota; Saccharomycetes; Saccharomycetales; Saccharomycetaceae
Gene: FAU1
Product: 5-formyltetrahydrofolate cyclo-ligase
Exons: 1
Coding region: 1-672 (223 amino acids)
Biological process (GO): folic acid-containing compound biosynthetic process; tetrahydrofolate interconversion
Cellular component (GO): mitochondrion
Molecular function (GO): 5-formyltetrahydrofolate cyclo-ligase activity
Source: RefSeq, a predicted model, not a curated record
AUGAGUCUCGCUCCAGUGCCAAAGAAGGUGCUUAGAUCUCAAUUGAAGCAAAUACUGAAUGCAUUGACGCCGCAGGAGAUCCAAGUACAGUCCGAAAGUAUAUCCAAUGCUGUCCAGCCGCUGCUCAAAGGGAAGCGUAAUGUAGGUUGCUUUCUCUCCAUGGACCACGGCGAAGUGGACACGCGCCAUGUCUUGCAGUAUCUGUUUCAGCAGGGCCACUCUGUGUUCUUGCCCCGGUGUACGCAUACCUCUGAUACUGGGCAUCAAAUACUGCGAAGCUCUCAGAGGGAUCACCCACACUUGACUUUCCACAGAAUGGCCAGUCUUCAAGCGAUUCAGGAGUUGAAACCACAGGGGAAGUACCAGUUGAGGGAACCCGCCGAGGAGAUCCCGCAUCCGUCUCCGCCCGCUAUGGAUGUGAUGCUCGUCCCCGGUGUCGCCUUCUGCCUAUCGAACGGUGAAAGAAUCGGAUGGGGGGCAGGCUACUAUGAUGACUUCUUCCAAAGGUACCAGUUGGAACAUAAUGGGGAGAGACCCUUGCUGAUUGCGUUAGCGUUCAAAGAGCAGCUGGUGCCAGCGAUCCCAGUGGAGGCUCAUGAUCACUUGAUGGAUUACAUUGUGUCCGGUGACGGCCUGGUCCAUCGGAUCAAGACACAACAUCCGGUAGAAUAA